CGCGGUCCGAGUCCAACCCUCCCCCUCAGUCAAAUCGCAAGAUGGCUUCACUGCCGCUGGUUCGCGCUGGGCUCCUCGUCGCCUUCUCCGUCUUCCUCACGCUCCUCCUGGCCUUCGGGCUGCCCGCGGCUCUCACCUGGCUCGCGCACUGUGCGGGUUUCGAGGAGGAGGCUGGGGCCACGCACUGUCUCGCGCUGUUCUACGCGCUCUUCGUGCUGUGCGUGGCCAUGCCCAGGAUCCCACGCGGAUCUGUCUCGGUUGAUGGGAAGGCGGUGUUCGUUACUGGAUGCGACAGCGGCUUUGGUCACCAUUUAGCCAAGCACCUUCAUAAAGUGGGCUUCACCGUGUUUGCCGGAUGCUUUUUGAAGGAUCAGGCUGGCGAGGGGGCGGUGGAGCUGGAGAACAUGCACUCUGACAGACUGAAGGUGCUGCAGCUGGAUGUGUGCAGUGAUGAGCAGGUCUCUAAAGCUGUGGAGUUCAUCAGGGCCAACCUGGAAGACCCAGAGAAAGGUCUGUGGGGUGUGGUGAACAACGCCGGCGUCUCCAUGUUCGGGGAGGUGGAGUUCACCACCAUGGACACAUACAAGCAGGUUUCAGAGGUCAACCUGUGGGGAACCAUCCGAGUGACCAAAGCUGUUCUCCCUCUCAUCCGUAGAGCGAAAGGGCGUGUGGUGAACAUAGCCAGCAUGUACGGCCGGAUGGGAAACGCUCUGCGCUCUCCGUACUGCGUCUCUAAAUACGGCGUGGAGGCCUUUUCCGACUGCCUCAGGUACGAGAUGAAGGUCUGGGGGGUCAAAGUGUCCGUCGUGGAGCCGGGGAACUUCAUCAUGGCUACGGGGAUCCUGACGCGCGACAUCGUGGCCUCCACGGCCGAGAAGCUGUGGAAGGAGGCGCCCCCUGGUGUGCAGGAGGACUACGGGAAGCCCCACUUCGAGCACUACAUGGCCCUGAUGCGCUCUUACUGCAACAGCGGCCAGCGUGACCUCACGCCCGUUUUGGACGACAUCACAGAUGCCGUCAUAUCCAAACGGCCAUACACGCGCUACAACCCCAUGGAGCCUUACUGGUGGAUUCGCAUGCAGGUCAUGAGCCAUCUCCCAGGAGCCAUUUCAGACCGCCUGUAUUUCUGAAGCGUUCUCUCUCUCUCUCUCUCUCUCUCUUUCUUGCUCUCUAUCUCUCGCUCUUUCGCUCGCUCGCUCUCUCUCUUGCUCCCUCUCGCUCGCUCUCUCUCUUGCUCUGUCUCUCUCUCUCUGUCUCUCUCUCUUUCUUGCUCUCUAUCUCUCUCGCUCUGUCUUGCUUGCUCGCUGUCUAUCUCUCGCUCUCUUUCUCUCUCUCUCGCUCGCUCUCUCUCUUGCUCUCUCUCGCUCGCUCGCUCUCGCUCGCUCGCUCGCUCUCUAUCUCUCGAUCUAUCGCUUGCUCGCUCUCUCUCUUGCUCUCUCUCGCUCGCUCUCUAUCUCUCGAUCUAUCGCUUGCUCGCUCUCUCUCUUGCUCUCUCUCGCUCGCUCUCUCUCUUGCUCUAUCUCUCUCGCACUCUCUCCCUUUCUCGCUCUCUAUCUCUCUCGCUCUCUGUCUUGCUUGCUUGCUCUCUAUCUCUCUCGCUCUCUCUAUCUCUCUCUCUGCACACGCUGACUGAGGCGUAAUUGCACUUCAAUAACACAUGAUCAUCAUCACACUUUGCUUACAAUUCAUCCUUAACACUCUGCUGAUGCUCCUAUUCCACAUGGAAAUCGAACAGUUCACGGUUAUAUAACAACCCAGUGACAUUUCUCAUGAGUUCUGUAAGCAAACUCGGACAUUCCUGACACUCGCGUGACAUCUGGUCGAUCACUCCAGCGUUUUUUCACCCUGAUCCUAUGUGACCCUAUGUGGGAUUAUCAUGGACAGGAAACUGAUUAGACAUGUGGUCUGCCGAGGUAGCACAGACACACAAAGUUCCAAGAGAGCAAAUAGCGUUCUCCUCCUCCGAGUGACGCGGCCCGAGCAGCAGUUAGAUGAAGAUGCGGUCGGCUGGCUUCACGUGUCUCAGAGGAAGCACGUGAUGGCUUUCAGAGACAUUCCCGGUCGGUAGCUGUUGUAUGAUAGGACAGCGCUGACUGGUGGGCGGGACUAAAUUAGGGAGAUAACCGACACAUUUCCUGGCUCUGAGAAAGGAACGAUUGAAUUCAUUUGUAAUCAGUAAACAUUUUAAACUACGACAGCCGUUCGAGAACGUUUCUAAACCCCGGAGCGAUAAAGAAAUAAAACGAGUCUGGUUUGUUUACCGUUCAUCUGUUGGUUACAGUGAUGAUUCCAUAUCAAUCCUACAGACAUUCGAGCACACGUUCUCGAGAUAUCGCACUAACGGGAAUCUCAGACAGACGCACGGACAACCCGGAUACGUAAAAAAAAACAAAACAUGGACGUUAAUUAAAUAAAGCCUAGUCCUCGCUAACCCAAAUAAAUAUAAAAACACAUC
Messenger RNA from Ictalurus furcatus (blue catfish), 2455 nucleotides. It is a transcript of the gene bdh1, whose product is annotated as 3-hydroxybutyrate dehydrogenase, type 1. Gene Ontology annotation, molecular function: oxidoreductase activity. The coding region runs from base 42 to 1130 and encodes 362 amino acids. The transcript has 5 exons. Lineage: Eukaryota; Metazoa; Chordata; Actinopteri; Siluriformes; Ictaluridae. The record is from RefSeq and is a predicted model, not a curated record.